Aegilops tauschii subsp. strangulata is the source of this 540-nucleotide messenger RNA. RefSeq lists its product as uncharacterized. Gene Ontology annotation, molecular function: protein binding. NCBI's taxonomy places the organism in Eukaryota, Viridiplantae, Streptophyta, Magnoliopsida, Poales, Poaceae. The record is from RefSeq and is a predicted model, not a curated record.
AUGGCACCGGAUCCGGCCGUGCUACCCGAAGAUGCCCUCGCGGAGGUCCUCCGACACCUCGCGCCCCACACCCUAGCCGCGUCCCGGCUUGUCUGCAGGGGCUGGCGCGACACCAUCGACGCCCGCCUGUGCGGCCACCUGCUCUCGCGCUCGGUGCGCGGGAUCUUCAUCAACUUCACCCAGCUUAGAUUCUCCGAGUUCUUCUCCUGUCCCUCAACAGGCCCAGAGAUCUGCGGAGGGCUCGACUUCUUGCCCUGCACGGGCGUCAGGGUCACGGACCACUGCAACGGGCUCUUGCUUUGCCGUGGUCUGAGGCACGAGCGCGACAAGGCACUGCCGAGCGAUUAUGUCGUCAACCCGGCCACACGUCGGUGGACGCGUUUGCCCCAAUGCCGUCCGCCACACAUGCCGGGAUUCGACCACAGCGCCUACCUCGCGUUCGAGCCAGGCGUGUCGCCGCAGUACGAGGUCUUUCUGAUCCCACGCUUGCUGUGUGCCAGCGUGUCAGACGACGAGGCCUCCCAUGUCAUAUGUCAUUGA